Tribolium madens (black flour beetle) is the source of this 460-nucleotide messenger RNA. RefSeq names its product flexible cuticle protein 12-like. The record is from RefSeq and is a predicted model, not a curated record. The coding region runs from base 30 to 347 and encodes 105 amino acids. Gene Ontology annotation, molecular function: structural constituent of chitin-based larval cuticle. NCBI's taxonomy places the organism in Eukaryota, Metazoa, Arthropoda, Insecta, Coleoptera, Tenebrionidae. The transcript is spliced from 3 exons. Gene Ontology annotation, cellular component: chitin-based extracellular matrix.
CAACGUCCAUCCCCAAUUAAGUCAUCGAGAUGAAAGUGAUCGCCAUUUUUGCCGUCAUCCUGGCCGUGGCUUUGGCCGCCCCGCAGGGCCGCGACGCCGACGCCCAAGUCGUACGCGCCGACAUCGACAACAUCGGAGUUGGCGGAUACAGAUACAGUUACGAGACCAGCAACGGGCUGUCGUCCGACGAGCAGGGGGAAAUCAAGAACGAGGGCCGCGAGGAUGAGACUUUGGUGGUGAGGGGACAGUUUAGCUACGUGGGGCCCGAUGGAGUCACCUACACUGUCACCUACAUCGCCGACGAGAACGGUUUCCAGCCCCAGGGGGCCCACAUCCCGCAAAACUAGGUCCGACUUCCCACCAACGAUAGUUUAGGAAUUUGUACAGCAACUAUUUAUAAGUACUGUUGACAUUCAACUAUAUUUAUAAAGAAUUUUAUAAAUAUACUAUUGGUUAUUUA